AUGCCGCCGCGCCGGUUCGCUUUAGGUCGGGCGGAGGACGCCGUCCGGGCGGACGCCAUUCGCGCCGCCCUCUCCGAGUUCGUCGCCACCGCCAUCUUCGUCUUCGCCGCCGAGGGCUCCGUCCUCGCCCUCGAGAAGCUGUACAGAGACACGUCUACGGCCGGCGGGCUGGCGGUGGUGGCUAUCGCGCAUGCGCUAGCGUUGUUCGUCGCCGUGGCGGUUGCCAUCAACAUCUCAGGCGGCCACGUCAACCCGGCCGUCACCUUCGGUGCCCUCGUUGGCGGCCGCAUCUCCCUCCUCGACGCCCUCCUGUACUGGGCUGCGCAGCUCCUCGGCGCCGUCGUCGCCUCCCUCCUCUUAAGGAUAACAACCGGAGGCAUGCGGCCGCUGGGCUUUUCGGUGGCGUCGGGGGUCGGCGAGUGGCACGCGGUGCUCCUCGAGGUCGUCAUGACGUUCGGGCUGGUCUACACGGUCUACGCCACCGCCAUCGACCCGAAGCGCGGCCACAUCGCCACCGUCGCGCCGCUGGCGAUCGGCUUCAUGGUCGGCGCCAACAUCCUGGCCGGCGGGCCCUUUGACGGUGCCGCCAUGAACCUGGCACGGGCGUUCGGGCCGGCGCUCGUCGGGUGGCGGUGGUGGCACCACUGGAUCUACUGGGUCGGCCCGUUCGUCGGCGCAGCCCUUGCCGGGCUCGUCUACGAGUUUCUCGUGAUUCUGGCCGCCGACACGGCGCCAUCGCAGCUCACUCGCCAGCCAUUGUCCCCAGAAGACUACUAG
Messenger RNA from Ananas comosus (pineapple), 777 nucleotides. Its product is annotated as probable aquaporin TIP3-1. The transcript has 4 exons. Gene Ontology annotation, biological process: water transport; transmembrane transport. Gene Ontology annotation, cellular component: membrane. The coding region runs from base 1 to 777 and encodes 258 amino acids. NCBI's taxonomy places the organism in Eukaryota, Viridiplantae, Streptophyta, Magnoliopsida, Poales, Bromeliaceae. Gene Ontology annotation, molecular function: water channel activity. The record is from RefSeq and is a predicted model, not a curated record.